GGAAAGACAAUCCAAAUUAAUUUUUAAAAAUACAGCCUGGAUGUGUCUUUUGUCACGGUGACCAUUGGUCUAAUUUACUCCAUAUUUUAACUAUUGAGAAUAGUUAGUCAUAGCGAUAACACCACCUUUCAUUUGUUGCCGCACUUUUCCGCUAUCUCGACCAAACAAAACGAAAAGAGUAAAAAGGUGUAACCAACAUUUUGUCAAAUUGUGGAGCAAAUCCCAGCUCCAAAAAUGGCGGCAAUGAUGAUCAUCAUGAUACCCCUCCCCACAACAACAACAACGAAAAGUUCAAUUGCUCCAUUUCCCUUGUCAUCGUCAUCUUCCACCUUCAGUUACUUCACAACUAGAAGAAGAAGAAAAAGCACACACAGUGAAUAUAUUGAUCGAUUUUCAUUUAGGAGUACCCCAACAGACAGCAAUCCCGUAAUCUUAUCGAACUUAUCUGAAGGAGAGGUAUCUUCUCCUCCAUCUGUUGUUUCUUCUUCUUCGUUAGAUUCGGCUUCGGAUGUUGUUAGAAGGUUCUACGAGGGAAUUAACUCCCGCGACCUUUCGACGGUUGUGGAUCUCAUAGCAGAAGACUGCGUUUACGAGGACCUUGUUUUCCCCCAACCUUUUAUCGGUCGCAAGGCUAUACUUGAAUUUUUUGAGAAGUUUAUAUACACUAUCAGCCAAGAUCUACAGUUUGCCAUUGAUGACAUAUCUGGUGAAGAUACUUUAGCUGUUGGAGUGACUUGGCACUUAGAAUGGAAGGGAAAGCCCUUUCCAUUUAGCAAAGGAUGCAGCUUUUAUCGGUUAGAGGUUGUAAACGGGCAACGAAAAAUAAUUUACGGUAGAGACAUUGUGGAGCCUGCAGUGAAGCCCGGAGACCUUGCUUUGGUUGCCAUUAGAGGGGUGACAUGGCUGCUCCAACAAUUCCCACAAUUAGCAGAGCUCUUCUAACUUGCUAUAUCUAUCUAUCAAGUAACACAUAUCAUUUUUUUUUUUAAAUUGAGGAAAAAUGUAUAGCUAUCUUUCCCUGUAUCCAUUAUAUUUUGUAGGGUGAUAUGCAAAAAUGGCAACAUACUUUCCUUGAUUUCUGUAUUUUUUCUUCUAUUACGCAUUAUACUUUGAAAAAUCUACCAAUUAUAGCAAUUCUCAUCCAAAUCCACAGUAAUUUACACUGCUAUAAUUUGGUAACUUUUUUAAAAUAUGAUGUCUUAAUAAGAGAAAAGAAUUUGGAAGUACAAUGCCACAAUUGGGUAAAAAUUUAAAGUGCAAAGCUGUAAUAAGAAAAAACUGAAAGGGCAAUGUUGUAAUAGAAAGAAAUGAAAGUAGGAUGCUAUAAUAC
Molecule: messenger RNA, 1330 nt
Organism: Lactuca saligna
Lineage: Eukaryota; Viridiplantae; Streptophyta; Magnoliopsida; Asterales; Asteraceae
Source: the annotation of a GenBank genome assembly